This is a messenger RNA of Chrysochloris asiatica (Cape golden mole), 2272 nucleotides long. It is a transcript of the gene PABPC4, whose product is annotated as poly(A) binding protein, cytoplasmic 4 (inducible form). NCBI's taxonomy places the organism in Eukaryota, Metazoa, Chordata, Mammalia, Afrosoricida, Chrysochloridae. The record is from RefSeq and is a predicted model, not a curated record. Gene Ontology annotation, molecular function: mRNA binding. Gene Ontology annotation, cellular component: cytosol. The transcript is spliced from 16 exons. Bases 31 to 1965 code for a protein of 644 amino acids.
GCGGGGAUCGGGGUGGUGGGGGGCGGGGAGAUGAACGCUGCAGCCAGCAGCUACCCCAUGGCCUCCCUGUACGUGGGUGACCUGCACUCGGACGUCACCGAGGCCAUGCUGUAUGAAAAGUUCAGUCCUGCGGGGCCUGUGCUGUCCAUCCGGGUCUGCCGUGAUAUGAUCACCCGCCGAUCCCUGGGCUAUGCUUACGUCAACUUCCAGCAGCCGGCUGACGCGGAGCGGGCUCUGGACACCAUGAACUUUGAUGUGAUUAAGGGAAAGCCAAUCCGAAUCAUGUGGUCACAAAGGGAUCCCUCUUUGAGAAAAUCUGGUGUGGGAAAUGUCUUCAUCAAGAACCUGGACAAAUCCAUAGAUAACAAGGCACUUUAUGAUACUUUUUCUGCUUUUGGAAACAUUCUGUCCUGCAAGGUGGUGUGUGAUGAGAACGGCUCUAAGGGUUAUGCCUUUGUCCACUUCGAGACCCAAGAGGCUGCCGACAAGGCCAUCGAGAAGAUGAAUGGCAUGCUCCUCAAUGACCGCAAAGUGUUUGUGGGCAGAUUUAAGUCUCGAAAAGAGCGGGAAGCUGAACUUGGAGCCAAAGCCAAGGAAUUCACCAAUGUUUAUAUCAAGAACUUUGGGGAAGAAGUGGAUGAUGAGAGUCUGAAAGAGCUAUUCAGCCAGUUCGGUAAGACCCUAAGUGUCAAGGUGAUGAGAGAUCCCAGUGGGAAAUCCAAAGGCUUUGGCUUUGUGAGUUACGAAAAACAUGAAGAUGCCAAUAAGGCUGUGGAAGAGAUGAAUGGAAAAGAAAUAAGUGGGAAAGUCAUCUUCGUAGGCCGUGCACAGAAGAAAGUGGAACGGCAGGCUGAGUUAAAACGGAAAUUUGAGCAGCUGAAACAGGAGAGAAUUAGUCGAUAUCAGGGGGUGAACCUUUACAUUAAGAAUUUGGAUGACACCAUUGAUGAUGAGAAGCUAAGGAAAGAGUUUUCUCCUUUUGGGUCAAUCACGAGUGCUAAGGUGAUGCUGGAGGAUGGGAGAAGCAAAGGGUUUGGCUUCGUCUGUUUCUCAUCUCCCGAAGAGGCAACCAAAGCAGUCACUGAGAUGAAUGGACGCAUUGUAGGCUCUAAGCCACUGUAUGUUGCCCUGGCCCAGAGGAAGGAAGAGAGAAAGGCUCACCUGACCAACCAGUACAUGCAGCGGGUGGCAGGAAUGAGAGCACUCCCUGCCAACGCCAUCUUAAAUCAGUUUCAGCCUGCAGCUGGUGGCUACUUUGUGCCAGCAGUUCCACAGACUCAGGGAAGACCACCAUAUUACACACCUAACCAACUAGCACAGAUGAGGCCUAAUCCACGCUGGCAGCAAGGUGGGAGACCUCAAGGCUUCCAAGGAAUGCCAAGUGCUAUACGCCAGUCUGGGCCUCGUCCAACUCUUCGCCACCUGGCUCCAACUGGGUCUGAGUGCCCGGACCGCUUGGCUAUGGACUUUGGUGGGGCUGGUGCCGCCCAGCAAGGGCUGACUGACAGCUGCCAGUCUGGAGGUGUUCCCACAGCUGUGCAAAACUUAGCACCUCGGGCUGCCGUAGCUGCUGCUGCUCCUCGGACUGUGGUACCAUAUAAAUAUGCCUCCAGCGUCCGCAGCCCUCAUCCUGCAAUGCAGCCUCUGCAGGCCCCACAGCCUGCAGUCCACGUGCAGGGACAGGAGCCCCUGACCGCCUCUAUGCUGGCUGCAGCACCCCCACAAGAACAGAAGCAGAUGCUAGGAGAACGUUUGUUUCCACUUAUCCAAACAAUGCAUGCAAACCUUGCUGGAAAGAUUACGGGAAUGUUGCUGGAGAUUGACAACUCUGAGCUGCUACACAUGCUGGAGUCUCCCGAAUCUCUCCGCUCAAAGGUGGAUGAAGCUGUGGCGGUUCUACAGGCUCAUCAUGCCAAGAAAGAAGCUGCCCAGAAAGUGGGCGCUGUUACUGCUGCUACCUCUUAGACAAGGAAAUAAUGAUUCAAAAGCCAAAUAAAACCCCUCCUGGAUUUCAGCUCGUUUGAAGACUUGUAGCUUGUCCUAUGGACCUCAACAUCAAGAACCACAAAUUGCAAAUUUAAUAGGUCAUUUUGUAUCAAAAGGUCAAUUAUGAAACACCUAGAAUUUUUCAAUUAUACAAAUAUAUUCUCUGGGUUUUGACAUAGCCCAGAUAAUGUUAACUUUUUUUUUUUUCUAUUGUGGGUUUUGAUUUUUUUCCCCCAGAAAUUGGUUUUAUUUGAUGUACCCAAGUCUUAAGUUUCUCAAUAAAGAA